This is a messenger RNA of Cylicocyclus nassatus, 1467 nucleotides long. NCBI's taxonomy places the organism in Eukaryota, Metazoa, Nematoda, Chromadorea, Rhabditida, Strongylidae. The record is from the annotation of a GenBank genome assembly.
AUGUCGUGUAAAAGUAUAUGCAAUACGCUUUUGCUGCUAUUUUUGGUUAUAUCUUGUGCUGUGCUAUUUAUACUACAGUCACUUUAUUUUAUCUUCCGAAACGCAGCAGAUACUGAGAAGGAACUCAUCAAACGUGUUGAUGGAACACCUCUAGCACUGCCGACUCUAAUAAUUUGUAAUCGCAUGCCAUUCUCUCAGGAUGGCGUCAAUUCUGUGAGCGCAAAUUUGCGGCAAGAUCAAGCAUUGAGAUAUUUGCUUGAAUGGACGAAUCCAUCUAUGAGUGAAGACGCUGAUUAUAUGCCAAUGACUCAGUCGUAUUUGGUACAAGGACAAACUAUCGCCUUUCAAUAUCUGCCUCAGAAUACGCGGAAUCAAAGUCUGAAUCAAAUGCAGUAUGCUUGUCAGAGUGUCAUCAACAGCUGUAGUUAUCAGGGUGCCAACGUUCAAGCAUACGAAUGCUGCAAUAAUAUACUAUAUCAUGUGCCUACUACUCAUGGACUAUGUUGGGUGUACCAAGACCGAGCGAGAGUGCAGAAUGUAUCCUCGCCAAUUAAGCAAUUCUCCAUAACAUUCCAGAUGUCAAGAAACUCGUGGUACUCGCAGCAGAUCACUCCCACCCACCCUGGUGUAGAUGUGUUCCUUCGUGAAAAUGCAGAUGACCUUGUUUCGAUUGUAAACGAGCUAGAAAAUCCAAUACGGCUUUUGGAUAAGAAAGGAGUUCGCUUAAGAAUGCAUAAGGAGAAGAAAGCUGACAGUCGCCGUGGUCAUUGCGGUGAAAGCUUGGGUACUGCUGUGUCAGCUGACCAAAGUGCUUUCGAGAACAAUCAGACAAAUCUGCUUAUGUGUGCCAUUAUGGUCUCAAUACAGUACUGUAACUGCCACCCACUCAUUGCCGAAAUGAUACCUUACGACACACAAAAGUUCAAUGACUUUUCCAAUCGAAUAACGUCAACACAAGUCUGCACACUGGAGCAGUAUGAGUCAUGCACGAAAAAGUACGUAGAUAUCACCCGACCUUCUGCAUGGAUAGACUCCAUCCCGAAUACUCUUCUCGGAGCUGAAGAUAUUAGACAGUGUUAUAGGGAUAAUCCCUACCCUUGCGCGGUAACCUCAUAUCCUGGCACGAUUGAUCACUACGAUCUUCCGGCAGCUUAUCAGUCGACACAAGACUAUGUGUCACGACUUGUGCUGGAGUAUGCUACAAUGCAUGUGACAGAAGUGCUAGUGACAAAAGAUCCUACUCUCUAUGAAUUAUUGAGCUAUAUUGGUUACAAUAUUGCUACAUGGUUUGCUAUAGGACAUAUCAUUUGGAGUAUCUACGCAAUGAUUCGUGAUGCUGUAUGCACUUCAAAUAAGGUAAACCCCAGCUCACCCCGACGAGUAUUCAUAUCGACGCCGGUUGAAGUGAUCCCAGCAGAAAAUGGCAAAGCAGAAGUCACUGUUGAGGAAGAGGAAGGCACUUCUUGA